AUGCGCCUGCAUGAGAUACUGAUUGGGAUCUCAGUGUCUCUGGUCGCUGGGGCCUCAGCGGCGAAUUCCACUCUACCUCAAUGCGCGGUAUGUUCGGGUGCUAUUGGAUCGCCCUGCCCCCGGCUAACCCGUACAAUAGGUUACCUGUCAGACGCAAGUUCUAGCUGCCAACUCGACCUCAUGCGCAACGACCGAUACAACAUGCCUGUCCGACAAUGCGGAAUCCCUGUUCAUAAAGGACGCCCCGCCGUGGAGGCCGCUACCAUUGUUCCGCUAGUCAUCUCAACGCUCCUUUUCUUGAACCGAAUCCUCGCGAAGAUCAUGGGUCUUGGUGGUGGUUGGGGUGCAGACGAUGUCACGAUUACUAUAGCAUGGGCCCUUGCAGUGGGCAUCUUUGGUGUCAAUGUUAAGAUGAUUGAAUUGGGUUUCGGCAAAAACAUGUGGGACAUUAUCCCAAUGGACAAUAUCACUCUGAUAUUCAAGUGCUUUCAGGGGUUCGUUGUGAUGUACAAGACACAGGUUUCUCUAGCAAAGAUUUCAGUGUGUCUGUUCUUGUUGAGAAUCUUCCAGUCUAAUUUGUUUCGUUAUACCACAUGGGCGGUCAUCGGCCUGAAUGCCGCUAUUGGGAUUACAUGGGUCCUUACCGAUUCCUUUCGAUGCAUUCCCGUCCACUUAGCCUGGACACAAUGGGAAGGGCUCGAAACAGGGAGAUGUGUCGACUUCAUUGCUGUCACGUUCGCCAACGCUUUUGUUAACAUCGCCGUCGAUAUAAUCAUGGUGCUCAUGCCGGUUUAUGAAGUGACCAAGCUCAACUUGUCUGCUCGCAAAAAGUUGGGAGUCAGUGUCAUGUUCGCCAUGGGUCUAGUAUUGACAGCAGUGGCAAUCAUUCGUGUCGUCGUUUUCUGGUACAACCGCUGGAACACCAACCUCACUGAACAACUCCAACCCAUCGUUCAUUGGUCGGUCCUGGAGACCCAAAUCGCCGUCAUGUGCGCCUGUCUGCCCACAUUCCGUGCUAUGCUCGUGCAUCUCUUCCCGAAAGUCCUGGGCAAUACCAGCGACCAUUCAACCUAUGGCAAACGGAACACGCCUAGCGGAGGUGCCGCAUUUGGAUCCCAGCAACCAUUGAGCAAGAGCCAUAUUAACAAAACAGUCUCGUACUCCGUCGAUUAUGGGGGGAAAAAAAAGCCCCAAAGAAGCAGUUUCGUGCAAUUGGUGGAAUUGGACCCACAGGCUCAUCCAUAA
Aspergillus costaricaensis CBS 115574 is the source of this 1245-nucleotide messenger RNA. RefSeq lists its product as uncharacterized. The transcript is spliced from 7 exons. The record is from RefSeq and is a predicted model, not a curated record. The coding region runs from base 1 to 1245 and encodes 414 amino acids. NCBI's taxonomy places the organism in Eukaryota, Fungi, Ascomycota, Eurotiomycetes, Eurotiales, Aspergillaceae.